AUGCCGCGAAUGCCGUCGUCGCAAAGGACGUUGCGACGGCCGGAUGCCAGUGUGUUCAGUCUGCCAGCGCUACAAUCGACAUUGCACUUGACAGAGGUUGAAGAGCGGCUGGAGAAAGCGGAAGCCUUGUUGAAGACUUUCUUUACCGAAGCUGAACUGUCGCAAAUGCUUGUUCAUGGCAUCACCAACAAGCUUGAUGUCCCACCCAAGGCUGCAGCCCAGUCGACGACCGAAAACUCUUCGCAGGCGGCCGCAUCAGGCUUUCCGCGAGCUACCUCAACCCCUUUACCAGCACAAGGUUCUGCACAGCGCCAACAAGAGCGUACCCAAUCCUUCUCCACAACUGGUGCUGAGCCGGAUCAGAAGGUCAACCUCAGCCAUCUUGAGUCUCCUAUCGAUUCAAAGACCGAUGUGGCUGACGACACCCCUUUUCCAUUGGAAAAUCCCCCGGCAGCUGACGACGAUUUCGAAUGGGAUGAGCGGGAAUCUCCUUGGAACAUUACGAAUCCCGGUGCCGGGCCUUCAGCUUUCGGUGGUGACAUCGACGCCGAGGUGCCAAAAAUCACGGACGGAAUGGCCACAUUGACUGCUGAUGAUUCAAAUGCCGGCUUCCUCGGAUCAGUCUCAGGCUCAGCACUCCUGCGGCUCAUAUGGAUGGGCACAGACACCGACAACAAGGCAGAUCCCAAAAGCGAACGACGUGAAAGUUUAGAGCAACUCUUUAACCAUCGCUCAAAUGAAUAUCCGGCAACCUCUGCUCCAUGGCUCCGAGCACAGCCUCUGUUCACUCGAGCGGUAGUCGACACCCUCAUCGAUGCCUACUUUGCUCUCUACCACCCGACCUUCCCGAUCCUCCACGAGAAUACCUUUCGCGAACAGUAUGCGAAGCUCAACAGCCGCACUACCGGCAGCACAUGGCACACUCUUGCUAACCUCGUUGCGGCUCUCGGCUCCUUUGUAUCGAGUACCUGCUCCGAUGAUACCCACGUCACUCUUUUCAAUGGUGUGAAAGCGAAUUUGUCGAUCAACUCUCUAGAGACUGGAAGUCUUAGUCUCGUCCAGGCGUUUGCAAUGGCUGCAAACUACCUGCAAAAGAGAAACAGACCAAAUAGUGGCUACAACUACGGAGGAAUUGCGCUACGGCUCGCAAUAUCGCUGGGUCUCCACAAGGAGUUUCGUGGAUGGCAGACUGCGCCAUUCAAAAAGGAAAUACGGAGGAGGGUAUGGUGGUCGCUCUGUGUGCUGGAUGUGGGCGCAACCGUGACCUACGGCAGGCCUUUAAAUUGGCCUCAGGUAGGAGUCGAUAUCCCGUUUCCGCUGAAUAUCCACGAGAAGGACCUUCACAUGGACUCUACAUCAUACCCUCCCGAGGUUAAUGAGCCUACAAUCUACACAUACGUCCGAACUCAGUCAUCCUACCAUCUCCAUACCAUCAGAAUCUACAACCGCCUCAUCUCCAAUCCCAUCCCCUCUGCUGCAGAGCUGCUCUCCCUCGACGACGAGCUAAUAGAAGGCUGGCUCAGUAGUCUUCCACCCUAUUUCGGCGAUGACAACUUACCGCUUCCUAACCAGUAUCUACUUGGCCAUGCUAUCAGCCGAUGGCGCUUUCGAAUCAUGCGUAUCAUUAUGUACCGUCCAUUCCUAAUUCGAUGGGCACAGGACGGCCUGGACAGCGCAACAUCAGCCCCUAUAUCACCGGCGGAAAAUGCGCCUGCGGAGACAAUUGCAACCAAUCGGUGCUUCAAGGCUGCCGAGGAAUGUAUUUUGGCCAUUUUCGAGUUUUGGUCUUCUGCAACUCACACCAGGCUCGCGGCUUGGUACGUCCUAUAUUUCCUUCUACAGGCAGCUUUGAUACCGAUACACUGUCUACGGCGCAACCCCGGUCACUUAAACGCUAGCUCGUGGAGGAAUCAAAUCCUGACGGCCCUGAGCAUAAUCAACGCAAUGAAUGAUCUCAAUCCAAGCGCUCCGAAGUGUCGAGAUAUCAUCCACCGACUUUGUGGAGAGGCCCUCGACUACAAACCUCGGACACAGUCACAACAAUCACGCCCGCAGUCUCACACGCAGACCCAGCAAGAGACAGCCAAUUCUUGGACCGCCUUUCCCAACACCGAUUCUAGCUACAGCAGUGCGCCCUUCUCCUUCUCCUACCCAGAUUCUACUGACACAGGCAUGAACCCCUGGAUGACCGAAAUCGACACUGCCAUCGAUGGAUACGACAUCUACUGCGACCGUCUUAGUCAUGCGGCUAUGGCUGGGAUGGGUCGUCUGGGCAGCGCUGGUGAAGCCGGCCCGCCAGGAGGCUUUGCGAGUAAUGAUGGCACACAGAUUGGAACCGGUGUGCAGGACUGGGAUUGGGGCUUGAUGCUGUGA
This is a messenger RNA of Fonsecaea multimorphosa CBS 102226, 2373 nucleotides long. RefSeq lists its product as uncharacterized. NCBI's taxonomy places the organism in Eukaryota, Fungi, Ascomycota, Eurotiomycetes, Chaetothyriales, Herpotrichiellaceae. The coding region runs from base 1 to 2373 and encodes 790 amino acids. Gene Ontology annotation, cellular component: nucleus. The transcript has 4 exons. The record is from RefSeq and is a predicted model, not a curated record. Gene Ontology annotation, molecular function: RNA polymerase II cis-regulatory region sequence-specific DNA binding; zinc ion binding; DNA-binding transcription factor activity, RNA polymerase II-specific. Gene Ontology annotation, biological process: positive regulation of transcription from RNA polymerase II promoter by galactose; DNA-templated transcription.